AUGUGCCCUGGGAGACCACCACGACCUGCAGCAAGGAGCACAGAUCAGGUGAGUCACACUUCCAAUCAUCUGCACUCAGUACUGAGUGUGAGUGUGAGCUAGACCCUGAUUAACUGCAGGUGCAGAAUACUCUGUUUAACCCUUGCUGUGCCUGGCUGGCUGUUUAACCCUUGCUGUGCCUGGCAGUUUGUUUAACCCUUGCUGUGCCUGGCAGUUUGUUUAACCCUUGCUGUGCCUGGCUGUGUGUUUAACCCUUGCUGUGCCUGGCUGUGUGUUUAACCCUUGCUGUGCCUGGCUGUUUGUUUAACCCUUGCUGUGCCUGGCUGUUUGUUUAACCCUUGCGGUGCCUGGCCGGCUGUUUAACCCUUGCGAUGCCUGGCUGUUUAACCCUUGCGGUGCCUGGCUAUUUAACCCUUGCGCUGCCUGGCUGUUUAACCCUUGCUGUGCCUGGCUGACUGUUUAACCCUUGCGGUGUCAGGCUACAGGCGGAGGAUACUGCAUUCGAUUUAAAGUCCCUCAGCUGCAAAUCCUAUUACCUCGUGCACCUUUACUCUGAGUAUUUUUCCCUGCACUGACUUCUCACUAUUUACUAAAGUGAGAAUUGAAAGUGAAUUUAAAAAGGGCAGAGUAGCCAAACUGAAAGCAUACCUGACUAAGAGAAUGUUUCCACUUCGGCUAUUUUGACUUUAAAUUUGAAACAGUGGCAUUUCUAGAUUUUGUGAGGCAGUGGGGUGUGAGUAAAGGGGGAGUGUGACUGGGUGAGUAAAGGGGGGGGUGUGACUGGGUGAGUAUAUGGGGGAGUGUGACUGGGUGAGUAAAGGGGGGUGGACUGGGGUGAGUAUAAGGGGGAGUGUGACUGGGUGAGUAAAGGGGGGUGGACUGGGUGAGUAUAUGGGGAGUGUGACUGGGUGAGUAUAUGGGGGAGUGUGACUGGGUGAGUAAAGGGGGGGGUGUGACUUGGUAAGUAUAUAGGGGAGGGUGACUGGGUGAGUAAAGGGGGAGUGUGACUGGGUGAGUAAAGGGGGGUGUAACUGGGUAAGUGACGGGGGAGUGAGUAAAUGGAGGAGUGUGACGGGGGAGUGAGUAAAUGGGGGAGUGUGUCUGGGUGAGUAAAUGGGGGAGUGUGACGGGAUGAGUAAAUGGGAGAGUGUGACGGGGUGAGUAAAUGGGAGAGAGUGUGACGGGGUGAGUAAAUGGGAGAGAGUGUGACGGGGUGAGUAAAUGGGAGAGAGUGUGACGGGGUGAGUAAAGGGGGAGUGUGACAGAGUGAACUCACUUUGAAUUCCCCACAAUUCUCACUUUAGUUGUGUCAUAUUAUAUAUUUACACACAGACAUACAGGUGAUUCUCGAAAAUUAGAAUAUCGUGCAAAAGUUCAUUUAUUUCAGUAAUGCAACGUAAAAGGGGAAACUAAUAUAGGAGAUAGACGCAUUACAUGCAAAGCAAGAUAGUUCAAGCCGUGAUUUGUCAUAGGUGCGAUGAUUAUGGCUUACAGCUCAUGAAAACCCCAAAUCCACAAUCCCUGUAAAUUAGAAUAUUGUGAAAAGGUGCAAUAUUCUAGGUCCACUCUAAUCAGCAAAGUAAGUCAUAACACCUGCAAAGGGUUUCCGAGCCUUUGAAUGGUCUCUCAGUCUGGUUCAGUAGGAAUCACAAUCAUGGGGUAGUCUGCUGACCUGACAGUUGUGCAGAAAACCAUCAUUGACACCCACCAUAAGGAGGGAAAGCCUCAAAAGGUAAUUGCGAAGGAAGUUGGAUGUUCCCAAAGUGCUAUAUCAAAGCACAUUAAUAGAAAGUUAUGUGGAAGGGAAAAGUGUGGAAGAAGAAGGUGCACAAGCAGCAGGGAUGACCACAGCCUGGAGAGGAUUGUCAGGAAAAGGCCAUUCAAAAGUGUUGGGGACUUUCACAAGGAGUGGACUGAGGCUGGAGUCAGUGCAUCAAGAGCCACCACACACAGACGGAUCCUGGACAUGGGCUUCAGAUGUCGUAUUCCUCUUCUGAACAGCAAACAACGUCAGAAGCGUCUUACCUGGUCUAAAGAAAAACAGACCUGGUCUGUUGCUCAGUGGUCCAAAGUCCUCUUUUCUGAUGAGAGCAACUUUUGCAUCUCAUUUGGAAACCAAGGACCCAGAGUCUGGAGGAAGAUUGGAGAGGCACACACUGCAAGAUGCUUGAAGUCCAGUGUGAAGUUUCCACCGUCUGUGUUGAUUUGGGGAGCCAUGUCAUCUGCUGGUGUUGGUCCACUGUGCUUCAUUAAGUCCAGGGUCAACGCAGCCGUCUACCAGGAGAUUUUGGAGCACUUCAUGCUUUCUUAAGCAGACGAGCUUUAUGGGGAUGCUGACUUCAUUUUCCAGCUGGACUUGGCACCUGCCCACACUGCCAAAAGUACCAAAGCCUGGUUCAAUGACCGUGGGAUUACUGUGCUUGAUUGGCCAGCAAACUCACCUGACCUGAACCCCAUAGAAAAUCUAUGGGGCAUUGCCAAGAGAAAGAUGAGACGUGAGAUCGAACAAUGCAGAAGAGCUGAAGGCCGCUAUUGAAUCAUCCUGGUCUUCCAUAACAACCCAGCAGUGCCACAAGCUGAUAGCUUCCAUGCCACGCCGCAUUGAGGCAGUAAUUGCUGCAAAGGGGCCAAAACCAAGUACUGAGUCCAUAUGCAUGCUUAUACUUUUCAGAGGUCUGAUAUUGUUCUAUGUACACUCCUUGUUUUAUUGAUUGCAUGUAAUAUUCUAAUUUACUGAGAUUGUGGAUUUGGGGUUUUCAUGAGCUGUAAGCCAUAAUCAUAGCACUUAUGACAAAUCACAGCUUGAACUAUCUUGCUUCGCAUGUAAUGCGUCUAUCUCAUAUAUUAGUUUCCCCUUUUACGUUGCAUUACUGAAAUAAAUGAACUUUUGCUCGAUAUUAUAAUUUUUCGAGCAUCUCCUGUAUAUAUAACUUGUUUUGUUUAUGUUGUCUCUUAGAUGUUUUGUAUAACAGAUGGAUAAUGUCAUUUUACGUGUUCACUCACUUUUGGUGUAUUUUUUUUUGUGUUUACUUUGCUAGUGAGUGAUAUUUGUAUCUGGACCCACGAGUGAUUUAUAUGAAUUUUUAAAUUUUCAUGUUGUGUUUGCACUUUACUUCUUUGUGGGUUAUUUCUGCCUCUUUGCAGACUAAUAAUGGUCAAUGUUCCCCUUAAUGCAGGCGACCUUUCACACAACGGAAAUUCUUAGAGAACUUACAAGAGGAAUGUCAGGUAUGUACCCGAGGGGUAUAUGUGGUUUUUCUACAUGUGCAGACACCCAAACCCCGAAACCUCCCACAGCAUGCCAACUUCUACCAGGGCCAUGCCAACUGCCACACUUUACUCACCAACUUCCACGCACUCCACGCUGGUUUCUACAUGCUCCAUACUCACCACUCCAUCUUCCACACGCUCCACACAUAUUCCCACACGCUUGGUAAAAAUGAAAAAAAAAAACAUUGAUAACAAAUUAAACUACAGUAGAUCAAUCUAUUCACCUCUCAUCACAUACGCAAAAUCACUAUACAGCCAACUCCCGUCCAUUCCUAUUCUCACUAUACAGCCAGCUCCCGUCCAUACCCAAUAUCACUAUACAGCCAGCUCCCGUCCAUACCCAUUCUCACUAUACAGCCAGAUCCCGUCCAUACCCAUUAUCACUAUACAGCCAGCUCCCGUCCAUACCCAUUCUCAGUAUACAGCCAGCUCCCGUCCAUACCCAUUCUCAGUAUACAGCCAGCUCCCGUCCAUACCCAUUCUCAGUAUACAGCCAGCUCCCGUCCAUACCCAUUCUCACUAUACAGCCAGCUCCCGUCCAUACCCAUUAUCACUAUACAGCCAGCUCCCGUCCAUACUCAUUAUCACUAUACAGCCAGCUCCCGUCCAUACCCAUUAUCACUAUACAGCUAGCUCCCGUCCAUACCCAUUAUCACUAUACAGCCAGCUACCGUCCAUACCCAUUCUCACUAUACAGCCAGCUCCCGUCCAUACCCAUUAUCACUAUACAGCCAGCUCCCGUCCAUACCCAUUAUCACUAUACAGCCAGCUCCCGUCCAUACCCAUUCUCACUAUACAGCCAGCUCCCGUCCAUACCCAUUAUCACUAUACAGCCAGCUACCGUCCAUACCCAUUCUCACUAUACAGCCAGCUCCCGUCCAUACCCAUUAUCACUAUACAGCCAGAUCCGUCAAGCCACCCAUUAUCACUGCCACAGCCAGCCCCGUCCAUACCCGACAGCAUCACUAUACAGCCAGCCCGUCCAUGCAUUAUCACUGCCUGGCCAAAAGCUCCGUCCAUACCAUUCUCACUAUACAGCCAGCUACAGAUCCAUACCCAUUAUCACUAUACAGCCAGCUACCGUCCAUACCCAUUAUCACUAUACAGCCAGCUCCGUCCAUACCCAUUAUCACUAUACAGCCAGCUCCGUCCAUACCCAUUCUCACUAUACAGCCAGCUUCGUCCAUACCCAUUCUCUUUCUAUACAUGCAGUCCAUACCCAUUAUCACUAUACAAUGGCUCCGUCCAUACCCAUUAUCACUAUACAGCCAGCUCCCGUCCAUACCCAUUAUCACUAUACAGCCAGCUACCGUCCAUACCCAUUAUCACUAUACAGCCAGCUCCCGUCCAUACCCAUUAUCACUAUACAGCCAGCUCCCGUCCAUACCCAUUAUCACUAUACAGCCAGCUCCCGUCCAUACCCAUUAUCACUAUACAGCCAGCUCCCGUCCAUACCCAUUAUCACUAUACAGCCAGCUACCGUCCAUACCCAUUAUCACUAUACAGCCAGCUCCCGUCCAUACCCAUUAUCACUAUACAGCCAGCUCCCGUCCAUACCCAUUAUCACUAUACAGCCAGCUCCCGUCCAUACCCAUUAUCACUAUACAGCCAGCUACCGUCCAUACCCAUUAUCACUAUACAGCCAGCUACCGUCCAUACCCAUUAUCACUAUACAGCCAGCUCCCGUCCAUACCCAUUAUCACUAUACAGCCAGCUCCCGUCCAUACCCAUUAUCACUAUACAGCCAGCUCCCGUCCAUACCCAUUAUCACUAUACAGCCAGCUCCCGUCCAUACCCAUUAUCACUAUACAGCCAGCUCCCGUCCAUACCCAUUAUCACUAUACAGCCAGCUCCCGUCCAUACCCAUUAUCACUAUACAGCCAGCUCCCGUCCAUACCCAUUAUCACUAUACAGCCAGCUACCGUCCAUACCCAUUAUCACUAUACAGCCAGCUCCCGUCCAUACCCAUUAUCACUAUACAGCCAGCUCCCGUCCAUACCCAUUAUCACUAUACAGCCAGCUCACGUCCAUACCCAUUAUCACUAUACAGCCAGCUCCCAUCCAUACCCAUUAUCACUAUACAGCCAGCCCCCGUCCAUACCCAUUAUCACUAUACAGCCAGCUCACGUUCAUACAGACUAUAAGUUCACAUUGUACAGUAAUGUGUUCAAGGACAUCAAUCUCUUAGGUCUGCCAUUUCCUGGCUAAGAUUUUGAUCCCUAAAUUUAAUCUAGUUGCCACGUCUGCUUUAUUUCAAUCUUUGGCCACCAUUUUGGAAAUAAAUAGAUUAAUUGUAGAUUACAAAUAAUGUCCUGCCUGUUAGCAACUUACAUUUCAGAAACGUGAUCUGUUCCUGCGUUUCUCGUGAACACUGAUCCCUUUGGCUGUAUUUAGUUUUUUUUUAUUUUGUCACCUGUCAGUCCACAUUGGUUUUAAUAAGCUUAUUUACUAUUUAGUUACAAACAUGGGUUUAAUAGCGCUAACGAUAUGUCUUUCUGCUCUGCAGGCUUCUUCAAGCGCCUUCUAGGGAACAAUCUAAGGCCCAGCUCUUCAUCACAGACCUCCUCGUCCUCAUGUAAGACCUCGUCCUCAUGUAAGACGUCGUCCUCUUCACAAGAAACCUCCGUGAAAAUGGCUGUAUCGCCAAACAGAGUGCCUUGCGAGCCGGCGCUUGUCUGGCCAAGAAAGAGUGUGCGCUGGGACCUUCAGUAUGACGUGUACAUCUGCCACAGCGAGAAGGACUCUUCGUUUGCGUUUGAGAUGCUCUCGUACCUGGAAUCUCUGCCAGAGAACCUGCGCUGCUUUCUGCCCAUGCGUGACAUGGCUGUGGGGAGCUCCAUUGCCUCUGAGAUGUGCUAUGGUCUAAGAAGCAGCCAUUGUUGGGUAAUGCUUCUCACCCCUGAUUUUCUCCAGGACUCGUGGUGUGGUUACCAGCUGAACCAAGCCUUGGUGCUAGCUCCCUGUGGCAUGGGGCGUUUUAUCCCUCUUAUGUUGGAUUUGCCAAAAUCUCAGUACCCGGUAGUGCUGAAAUUCAUGUAUUAUAUCCCAGGGACAUGUGGAGAUAUGUCGGUGUUGACCAAGGUGGGACGUUGCAUACUGAUGUGUAAGUAUGUUUUAUGAUUCCUACAGAAAGUGGAGCGUUCUGCUCACAGAUUACUGAGAACAAUGGGAAUUAUAUGUAAAGUGCAACAUUCAAAACGUGGAGCAGUUGUCCUGGAAACCUGUUCAAUGCCCCUGCUGAUUACUCUACUCUUAGAUCUUUGCCCCAGGAUUGCUUUAAAUAUUAAUAGUAUUACUGUCAUGCCAAAGCAUGAGUUGGCAUUUGAUAUGUUAUGAGUUGUUUUUGUACCUGUUGGGAUAACAUGUAUUGUACACUUUGAUCUAACACCAGGCCCAAGUCAUAAAAUAUUUUUUGUGAAUAUAAUUUUUAUUUGUAUAGAUUAUUCAAGAUUCAGAGACUCACAGGUCUCCAAGGUGAGUUAUCAGAAGAUAAGAAAACAUUGAUUUUUAGUUGGGCUCGCAGGCCCACAAUGUUGACGGACUUGCAAGUCCCUUUUAUCAAAUUUCACAAGUAUUCUCAAUUACAUUUUCUUCUGCGACUUGGCCUAUUGAGCGGGUCGUAUGUAUAUGAUUUAUACGUUUCGUUUACAGCAGUUGUGGUUUGUGUACAGAAAAUGCUGAGGCUCGCAGGCCUCUCGUCCAACCUCCAUUGUUAGGAGACUCACUGGUCUCUUCGUCUUGGGUUGUGUAUUGUGUCCUGAGUGGAUUCGUGCGUCCCUCCUCUCAGUGUCUUGAGUGUCGUGUGUGUGGGUGAGGGUGCGUCCGUGUUGUGGGUUUGUGUUUCAAGUCAUAAAAUUUAACAACCAGAUAACCAGCACCACAGCUGGACAUAGGGUGUCAUAAAUGUAAUGGUCCAUAUGCUCUGACUUUGGGUUAUUCAAAGGACAUCAUGUAAGGAAAUAUAAGAACAGUUAUUUAUAUUAUGAAAAGGCCCAAUAUGACUAUAUAUUCCGAUUGCCCAGGUUAUAUCCAUUUGUUUGGUACCAAACAUGCCCAGUGGAAGUUGCGCCUGUCAUGGGAAACCAGAAUGGACACUUUAGAAGUUAAAGUUAGCAUGUUUGAUCUCUGAAAACUCAGAAUUGGAAGAAUAUGAUGAUAACAUAAUUAUAGAGGUAUACAGUAAAUGGCACAUUUUAGGACGCCUAAUGUGAUUUCAGGUAAAUCCACACUAGUGCCCUGGACCAGUUUGAUGGAGUAGACAAUAAACUGCCAGGCCAAACCCCUCUGAUCCACCCAGGUGUCUGGCGACUUAGAAACACCCAGUUUGAGCUACAUAAUCAGAUUAUACAGGGAGAGAUUUUUAACAACUGUUUGUCCCUCCGUUAAGAACGCAUGGCGUAAACUUUCUGCCAUUUACUAAAGUUAACCCCAGAUCGCAGCGAUUGUGGGGUUAACGCUCCUCCAGUGUGCCUCGGUAUCCGUGGCAGACCAGAAGCACCCGAUCACGCUGUCCCUGCAGCUCUCCUGAUCUGCCUCCCUGCUCUUUCACGGUCAGUGUGAAGUGCAGGGAGACAGAUCAGCAGUGAUCUGCUUCUCCCUGGGAUAAAAAAAGUUGAAGUGAAUUCCCAUCUCUUUCCCCUGCUUUAAACCCUUCCCUGCCAAAUGAUCACUGCCUGGGAUCACAAUACAGAUCUCAGUAUUAUACCUAACUUUAUAUUUUUUAAACCUCCUGGCAGUUACAUUUAUUUAAUUAAUUUAAAUAUUUUUAAAUUAUAUAUUUAGCUGGGGUGCGAGGACGUUAGUGGGGAAUUGGGGAGUUUGAUGUCAGGCUAGCUAGGGGUUAACAGUAAAACAAACGUUUUAAAAAGUAAUAAAACAAUGUUUUACUAACGUUAAAAAAAAAAAAAAAGUACAAAAAAUCCCACCCCCUUUUACCCAGUCCUAAUAAAAAUUAACCCCUUCCCUGCCAGUUGAUCACUGCCUGCAGCGAUCAAAAUACAAAUCACAGAAUUAAACUGUGAUCACAUUUUGUUAACCCCUGAGGGCUAACUUUUAUUUUUUAUUUUUUACCCCUUAGUGGUUCGAUUUAUUUAAUUAAUUUAAAUAUUUUAAAAUGAUAUAUUUAGCUAACUGGGGUGGGUGGGAUUUUGUGGGAAAUUGAGGAAUUUACUGUUAGGCUAGUUAGGGGUUAACAGCUAAAAAAAAGUUUAUUUAAAAAAAUAUGCUCAUAACCACUACACAUGCAACAAACUAGCAAAAAAAUAGUCCCAAGUAAGGUUUAAAAUAUGCCUUUUUAAAUACCCGUGGGUGUAUUAUUUUAAAAAAUUGUAUGCGUUUUGUGGGGUAGUUAGAAUAACCAACCAGCUAAACUACUCCAAAAUGGAACAUGGACACAGCGUAAAAAUUCAAAGUUUGAAAAAACUGAAUUGCUGUGCCUCACAUGUUCCCCUUGUGGUAUUGCUGUACUCAGACGACAUAGCUGAGCAACUUAUGAAGUAUUAUUCAGUCGUAGCACACAUAAGGUUUGCAGAAUAUUCUGUGCAAACUCACUCUGUGUAUCAAAAAGGCAGAAAAAAUGCUUAUUACCACUACACAUGGUACAAAACAGCCAAAAUAUUAUCCCACGCUAAAGUUAAAAAUAUGCCUUUUGAAAUACCCCGGUGUAUUCGUUAAGAAGUGGCAUGCGUUUGUGGGGUAGUCUGAAUAAUCAACUGUCUCAACUACUUCAAAAUGGGACAUGGACCCAGCAUAAAAAUUCAAUGUUUGCAAAAAACUGGAAUGGCUGUGUCUCAAAUGUGCCCCUUCAACGUCCAUAUAUACCUGUCAAAGAUACAUACGGGGGUAUUCCUGUACUCUGACGCUGCCUUUUAUCCACAUAAAUUAAUUUAUUUUGAAAUACUUCUCCUAAGCUAAAAAAGAAACAAAAAAACCCAAAUCACUGAAAUACAUUCCGCGAUGUGAGUUUAAACUGGAAUUGGUGAAUAACGUACGAUCUGUAAAAAUAAUAAGCCUUGAUAAAAUUCACAAAGGUUUAUUAAAUCCAGACCCUGGAAACUUACAAAGUGAGGUGAUAAAGACUAAUCCUUUUGGCUGAACCUCUCUUUAAUCCACCGUGUUCGAUCAGAACCCUCAGACUUUCUGACUUUAUUAAAAAUUGAAUGUGUCACAGUCUGCGUGAUUAAUAUGGUUCUAAAUUGAUAAAAUCACGGGGAGCAUUCCAAAAUUCUACUAGAGUGACCAUAAAGUUUGAAGGUAGCCAAACAACUAUAUUAUGGCAGUCAAAAAACCACACAGUGAGAAACCAUAAGGAUGUUUUUUGACUCCUUAUGGUUUCUCACUGUGUGGUCUUUAGAACUGAUUCUGAUUGGCUGGGGGAACUCUCACCCUGAGCCUGAUGGUGUGUCAUUUGACAGAGUAUAUAAAAAAGGAAGCGUUAACUGGGUGGCCAAAGACAGACAGAGCGUCGGUGGGCACCUAUUGCAAGCAAUACUACGCACUGCUUUUCUUAAUGGGUGCUCACUGACCGCUUACGCUCUCAGCCAAUCAGUGAUUGCCGUGCUGACCCCCUCCUCAUACAGUAGCGCAGAGAGGAAGGAAGCCGGGAAGCACAGGUGCCGGGCCUCAGAGACCCAACUUUGGGGUUAAACCGUGUUUAAAUUUCCUGAAGAUAAGAUGGCGUAUGGACCCUCCUGCCCUCAUAACUUAAAUAAGCUUAAGUUGUUAUGGAGGUAGGACUGUUCCUUUAAGAAUGCAGACCAAACAGGAAAAUUGCUGGCCAUGCGCUUAAUAAUAAACUGUGCUAUUUUUAUUUUCUUUAUAGAUCUAAAGAAGUUACAAAACGUGAUGAGCAGUGGAACAAGUGAGCAAGCUAAUAUUUCCUCCAGCUGUAACCCGUCACUGAGCUCUAGGGCACAGGACUCCAGCAAUAACCCAUCACUGAGCUCCGGGGCACAGGACUCCAGCAAUAACCCAUCACUGAGCUCUGGGGCACAGGACUCCAGCAAUAACCCAUCACUGAGCUCCGGGGCACAGGACUCCAGCAAUAACCCAUCACUGAGCUCCGGGGCACAGGCAUCCAGCAAUAACCCAUCACUGAUCUCUGGGGCACAGGACUCCAGCAAUAACUCAUCACUGAGCUCUGGGGCACAGGACUCCGGCAAUAACCCAUCGCUGAACUCCGGGGCACAAGACUCCAGCAAUAAUACAUUACUGAUCUCCAGGGCACAGGACUCCAGCAAUAACCCAUCACUGAGCUCCGGGACACAAGCGUCCAGCAGUAACUUGUCUUUGAGAAUUUCCAAGGCGCAGGCAUCACACACAGAACAGGAGCAGCAACACGAAGGAGAGUAA
This is a messenger RNA of Pelobates cultripes (western spadefoot toad), 10620 nucleotides long. Lineage: Eukaryota; Metazoa; Chordata; Amphibia; Anura; Pelobatidae. The record is from the annotation of a GenBank genome assembly.